AGAGGGAGGGCAGGCCGGCCAGGUGGGCGCGAAGGCGGCGGCGGCGGGAGGCGGCGCAGUGCAGGGGCCGCGCCGGUGGCGGGCAGGGGCCGCGGCCGCUGCAGGGAGCCGAGCUGUCCGGGCCAGUGGUCUGCCGAGAGGAAGCAGAGUAUCCAGCAUGCUGUCCCGACGCCUUGGUAAGCGCUCCCUCUUGGGAGCCCGGGUAUUGGGACCGAGUGCCUCUGAGGUGCCACUGGGGGCCAGCCUGCCUUUGGAGCCACAGAUAGAAGUGCCUGAAGGAGCCACGCCCCAGCCUUCACACACCUCUAAGGACCCUGUGUGCCAGGAGCAGCCCAAGGAACUCCUCAAGGCUCUGGGUACCUCAGGCCACCCAAAGGUGGCCUUUCAGCCUGGACAGAAGGUCUGUGUGUGGUAUGGGGGUCAGGAGUGCAAGGGCCUGGUGGAGCAGCACAGCUGGGCCGAGGACAAGGUGACAGUCCGGCUGCUGGACCAGAAGUUACAGAUUUGCUGUAAAAUGGAAGAGGUGUGGCUAGCAGAGCUGCAGGGGACCGCAUCCCAAGUGACAGCCUACAGACCCGUGUCUAGGAACAUCGAUGUCCCGAAGAGGAAGUCGGAUGCAGUGGAGAUGGAUGAGAUGAUGGCUGCAAUGGUGCUGACUUCUCUGUCCUGCAGUCCUGUCGUGCAGAGUCCUCCUGGGGCUGAGCCCAUCUUCUCUGUUUCCCGUGCAGCUUGUGGUGACCCAUGGAAGGAGAGCGGUGACGUGUCAGACAGCGGCAGUAGCACUACCAGCGGGCACUGGAGCGGGAGCAGUGGCGUCUCCACCCCUUCGCCUCCCCACCCUCAGGCCAGCCCCAAGUACCUGGGAGACGCCUUCGGGUCUCCCCAAACUGAUCAUGGCUUUGAGACUGAUUCCGACCCAUUCCUGUUGGAUGAACCAGCCCCACGCAAGAGAAAGAACUCUGUGAAGGUGAUGUACAAGUGCCUGUGGCCCAGCUGUGGCAAAGUUCUUCGUUCAAUCGUGGGCAUCAAGCGACAUGUCAAAGCCCUCCACCUGGGGGACACCGUGGACCCUGAUCAGUUCAAGAGAGAGGAAGAUUUUUACUAUACAGAGAUGCAGAUGAAGGAAGAAUCUGCUCUGGCUGUGGCUGCCCCCCCUGCCCCUGGGACACCCAACAGCGAGCCAGCCCCCACCUCCCGUGUGACCAGCCCGUCCCUUGCCGCUCUUUCAUUGCCUCCGCCCAAAGUCCAGUCCUCUGGCCCAGAACACCCUGGCCUGGAGUCUCCCCUGCCUUCAGUUGCACUCAGCAAGUCAGCUCCUGGCUCCUUCUGGCACAUUCAGGCUGACCACGCAUACCAGGCUCUGCCAUCCUUCCAGAUCCCUGUCUCUCCCCACAUCUACACCAGCAUCAGCUGGGCUGCUGCCCCUACCACCACCUCCCCCCUCUCUCCGGUCCGGAGCCGGUCACUCAGCUUCAGUGAGCCCCAGCAGCCACCACCCACAGUGAAGUCUCACCUGAUCGUCACCUCCCCACCCAGGGCUCAGAGCAGCUCCAGGAAAGCCCGCGGAGAAGCCAAGAAGUGCCGCAAGGUGUACGGCAUAGAGCACCGGGAUCAGUGGUGCACAGCCUGCCGGUGGAAGAAGGCCUGCCAGCGCUUCCUGGACUGAGCCUGCCUCGCCCAGCCCCGCUCCUCACCCUGCCGGGCAGCCAGGAGGCCUCCAGGCCUGCAGCCAUCAGCAGAACACGGAGAGAUACGGAGUGGAUGUGGGCAGCUGGGGCUCCAUUGGCUAAGAUUUAACACUUAAAAACACUUUCUCCCCCUUGUGGGAGUGUUUUAUUUUUUAAAAAAAGGAAGAUAUUUUUCCCCCUAAAAUAGGAGAGAGCCAAAAUUGACCAAGGGUAUAGUGCAGCGAACCAGAGACCAAAGAAUUACCCCCUUCCCCCGCCCUUCCACCCUCUUGGGGACUAGUUUGUACGCAUCAGAAGUAGGACAGGAUGGAUGCCUUGCCCAUUUUUGUGCUGAGCUGGUGCAUCCAUUGAUCUUUUAGCUAUUCCAGAAUGGACUGUGAGUAAAAUGAAUUUCCUUUUCUUAGGAAAAAAAAAAAAAGUGAGAUCCUUCUGGCAGGUGGAUGGCCUAGGGGGCAGAGGCAGGAGGCUGCACUUGGUAAGAUGCAAUAUCAUUUCUGUUGGAGCAGCUUCUGGGGCUGGAAGAGGGAUACCCUUUUACCGCGGCAACUUUCGGGUCUGGGUUCCCUCAGAUGUUGGGUUGCAUGCCAGUAAACUUUAUGUGGCUUCUUCUCAAAGCCUGUCCCCCCAAAAUCCUGAGCCAAAAGGCUAAUAUGAAUUUAGUUUGAGAAUGUGGCCUUGAAACACUACCCUGAGCAUCCUUUUAGCUCUGAGAGGAAGCGUGGAGGGUCUCCACAGAAACUUUGCUCCACUGAGUAAAGUCCUUUCUGAGGCCUCUUCCCUCCAGAGUGUCACAGGCUCUAGAAUGUCUGGUUUUCUUGUCUGAUGUGGAAGUCUUUGAUGAUGAAGCCUUCUUUCCCUAGGGGGAGCCUCUGGUAGGUCCUAGCAGACUUGACCUCUGUGCCUGCUAAACGUAACUUCUAGGACCCAGCUGUCUUGGACUGAAGUCCCAGGUGUCACAGGCUCAGGGAAUACCACUAGGC
Messenger RNA from Phodopus roborovskii (desert hamster), 2668 nucleotides. Its product is annotated as zinc finger protein 395-like. Gene Ontology annotation, biological process: regulation of transcription by RNA polymerase II. NCBI's taxonomy places the organism in Eukaryota, Metazoa, Chordata, Mammalia, Rodentia, Cricetidae. The record is from RefSeq and is a predicted model, not a curated record. Gene Ontology annotation, cellular component: nucleus. Gene Ontology annotation, molecular function: RNA polymerase II cis-regulatory region sequence-specific DNA binding; DNA-binding transcription factor activity.